Messenger RNA from Miniopterus natalensis, 965 nucleotides. The record is from RefSeq and is a predicted model, not a curated record. Lineage: Eukaryota; Metazoa; Chordata; Mammalia; Chiroptera; Miniopteridae.
AUGCUGAACGCGACCCCUAGGACGGUGGUCACCACUCUCAUAGGCUUCUUCACUGUUACGGAGUUUACCUGUCUAGUGACACGAGAGGAAAACACAGAUGGCAAUCAGGAGUUAUUUCCCUGUGAAGUCUGUGGAAGACGCUUUGCAGCAGAUGUUCUGGAAAGGCAUGGACCAAUAUGUAAAAAAAUCUUCAACAAAAAGCGUAAUCCUUUCAAUUCCUUGAAGCAAAGAUUACAGGGCACUGACAUUCCCACUGUGAGGAUGUCUCCUCAAUCCAAGCCUCAGCCUGUGAGAAAAGCUAACUGGAGACAACAACAUGAAGACUUUAUUAAUACAAUUCGAUCAGCAAAGGAGUGUACCCUCGCCAUGAAAGAAGGGCGGCCUCUCCCGCCUCCUCCCCCUGCGUCCAUCAACCCAGAUUAUAUCCAAUGCCCAUAUUGUUUGAGGAGGUUUAAUGAAAAUGCAGCCAGUCGACAUAUUAAUUUCUGCAAGGAUCAGUCUUCUCGCCGAGUCUUUGACGCAGCCCAGACGGCGGCCAAACUGGCGUCCAGAGCGCAGGGCAGGGCUCAGAUGAGCCCAAAAAAAGGACCGACCGUUACCAGUGCCGUGGGAACCCUGCUACAGAACAGGGCCCUUGAGGCCCUGAGAGUGAACCCCGCGAGGCCAGGAUUAGCCAUGGACCCUGCUUCUGGAGCAAAACUCAAACAAGGAUUUACUAAAUCUUCUAAAAAAGAUUAACUCCCUAGAGGCCAGACUGGCUCCCUAACCCUCCUCAGCAUGGACAGCUGUGGUCCCCGGAAUGCCACCUGAAAGGAAGGAACCGCAGAGGUCUGUUUAGAUGCCUGUGAUUCCCCUGGAGACAUCAUGUAGAGCACGGGAAAACUAGCCUCCAAUUUUCUUAUUUGCUCCCUUCAAAAUAUUCAAAACCAAAUCAUUAAACAAUGCAUUAAUCUGUAUGAUAAUAC